Adineta ricciae is the source of this 3444-nucleotide messenger RNA. NCBI's taxonomy places the organism in Eukaryota, Metazoa, Rotifera, Eurotatoria, Adinetida, Adinetidae. The record is from the annotation of a GenBank genome assembly.
AUGUAUAAACAUCAAAGAAAUGCUAAUUUUCAUUUAUCUUUUUUCAUUCGACAACAUCUCUGGCCCAUAAUUAUCCCAUCGAUAGCUAUUCUAUUCCUUACGUUUUGCCCACAAAUCUCUCAAUCAAUUCAAAUCAAUACUAAUGAUUAUAAUCAACAAGCACAAAAUCCUGAUCGAACUGUAGCGAAACUUGGUGCACGCGAAGUUCAACUAAAAUCAACUGUAUCAUCUCUACCACUUUCCAUACCACCAUCAUCGACACCUACGACGGUAUCGUUCGAUGACUCGAUUCAUGCGCUGUACGUAAUAUCUUUGGACGGUAAAAUAACUGCCAUUGAUGCUCGUGCUAAUGGACGACAAAUGUGGACAGCUGAUACAGGUGCCCCAUUGAUUGAUUCAAGUUUAAGUAAAAUCGAAAUAUCUCGUGAUUCUCGAUCUGUUCGUCUUAUUCCAUCGUUAAUCGGUGGUCUUUUUGAAAAAUAUGAAGAAGAUGGACAUGUCGAGCCAUUACCAUUCGAUGCUGAUAGUUUACUUGAUGCAACAUUUAAGCUUCAUGAUGAGCUCGUGAUUAACGGUGGAAAACAUAUUGAUACACUUGGUCUUGAUUUACACACUGGACAAAUUCUUUAUUCAUUUUCAAAAGAUAAUCGCGUACAAUCGGGUACAUGGGAUAAUAAUCGAACUACUACAACAAGUAAUACGGAUCAUGGUGAGUCUAAGCCAACCUUAAUUGUGAAACGAACAACACAAACUGUUAGAGCACGAAGUGCACGAAAUGGUUAUGAGAAAUGGAAUUUUAGUGUCUCUAAUAAUGAACUACUUCAUUUACGUGCUCAUUCAGCGGCGGCGGUUGUUCUCGAUCAAGUUAAUAGUCUUAGCAAUAGUGAACAAGGAUUUUCUGGUUACUUCCAAUAUCAGCUGCAAACAGGUGUAGUUUUGGCAUAUGAUAAAACUGGUCAAAGCGUUUGGUCAUCAGCCAUCAAUGCACCCAUUGCAGCUGUGUGGGAGUUAAAAGGUGGUCAAUUGAUGGAAAAAUCUCUUUUUGAAACAACGACCAAUUAUGUGCCAUCUGAUGAUUUAAUACACGACGACGAUGAUGACGACAAUGAUUUUCCGCCCCCACCUAAAUCACAUCGUUUGGCAUUCAUUGGUGAAUUUAAUUCUACACCAUAUGUUAUCGUAUCACCUCAAGUUCAAAAGGAAUUAAUUUAUGAUGCAAGAAAAAACAGUGGAUCCAUCGGAGGUACACGACCAGUCUUGUCUCCAUGGCAUAAAGUUUAUCAAAAGCGCACGCUAUCUAUCGGUUCAGAAGUAUCUGAGAAUAAUCAACAACGUGCAAUUACAGCUGGAGUGUCCGAACAUAAUUAUCCGCUAGCUUUACGACCUGAUUCCACUGGAUCAUACCAAGCAAACUCACCAUCAUCAGUCGUAGAAACAUGUGAUACUGCUGGUUAUCUACAACUAAUUUUGAGUCCAAGUGACAUUCGCCUUAGAGAAGCAGAAAAGAAAGAUUCCAACAAGAAUUUGAACACCAAUUCUGAAGUAAAUCUACCAGCUAAUGCACUGGCAGUUUCAAGCGUUGUACUCGGUGCUUUGAUGAUAUUUGCAUUCUAUUACAAACACAAACAAAAUCUGAAACUGUCAAAAGAAUUAACAACUACAGAAAGUACGAGCAGUGUGUCAAUCACACCGCCAUCGACUCCAAUCUAUCAUGAAUUAGAAGCAGUGGUUCCUACUCCACCGUUUCAAUCACGAUAUGCCUCGGAAUAUGAACACGUGCGCUUUCUUGGACGUGGCGGUUUUGGAGUUGUUUUCGAAGCAAUUAAUAAAUUGGAUGAACGACGUGUGGCAAUUAAGCGUGUUUCAUUGAAAAAAUCAUCGGGAAAAGAACGUGCAUUGAAAGAAAUUCGAUCUUUAGCUGUUCUCAAUCAUCCGAAUCUGAUUCAGUAUUAUUAUGCUUGGAAUGAAUGUCCACCUUUUGGAUGGCAAGAAGAAGAGGACAAAACCUUACUCAUUCGAACCAAUAUGCAUAGCAGAGAUUCAAUAAGUACUUUUCCAACUUCAGCAGCGUCUGGAAACGAUAGUGAAUCUGUCAAUCAAGUGAAAUCGAUGAACUUUUCAUGUUCGUCUGUUGUACAUGCGGUAAAAACGCCCCCAACCUUCGAGUUCACUUUUGAUCGUUCUUCAAAUCCACUUCGUAUUGACGAAGAAUUUUCUUCAAACAGUGUUGCUAAUAAUGAUAAAUCGAACGAAUUUUCAUCUUCAACAUCGUCAUCAUCAGCUAGCGGCAACCAUAAUCGAUUAGAUGCAAAUAAUAAUACCAACUCUAGAAAACGUGGUCGUUUGUCGACGACGAAAAGUUCACUGUCAUCUUCUUCACCUUUCUUUGAUCAUUCUAUUGAUUCAUCCGAUCUAUCGGAUGAAGAACGACCACCGGCAAACGAUCGAACAGAAAGCGAUGAUGGAAUUAUAUUUCUACACGAUGAGAAGCAUUCGUCAUCACCGUCACCAUUACCAAGUCAAUCGUCCAGGUCGAUCAGUGAAGCGAAAAAAUCAGUCUCUAGCGAAAAAGAUAUGCCACCAAUAUAUUUUUAUUUUGUAAUGGAGCUAUGCCAACCGGAAUCCUUACGUGAUCGAUUGACACACCGAAGUAUUGAUCGACAUCAAGCUUGGUCAAUUUUUGAUCAAAUUAUCAAAGGUAUUGAAUACAUACAUUCGCAAAAACUGAUUCAUCGUGAUUUAAAACCAAACAAUAUACUAUUUUCUAUGGAGAAUACUGUGAAAAUCGGCGACUUUGGACUUGUUUCAGCGUUUGGUAAGGAUAAAUCAGCGAAGAAGAAGAAACGAGUAGACGAGAAAAUUUAUCGGGCAUGUGAAGUCGAAACAAUAUCAUCCACCACCGAUGGCGAAGGUAAUAACGAACUCGGUGGUACUUUACUCUACAUGAGCCCAGAACAGAUGCAUCAGCAACCAUACAAUCAAAAAGUUGAUAUUUAUGCUAUCGGUAUUAUUCUCUUCGAACUCCUCUACCCAUUUUCCACUCAAAUGGAACGUAUGCAAGCUAUAACCAAUCUUCGUUUAUCAAAACCAGUAUUUCCCGCAGAUUUCGAGCAUGAUGGGAGCAAUCAAAGUCGACGGAUCCAUAAUUUGAUACAUUGGUUAUUAUCCGAAUCAUCAAGUGAUCGUCCACGAGCAAGCGAUUUACGUCAGAGUGUUUUGUAUCGACGCAUAUUACACGUAGAGGCACCCGAUUUGUUUCCAGUUGAUAAUCGGCAGAAAAGCCAAACAAUAGUAAGUGAAAAGGAUGAAACGCCUAUGUGCCAUUCGCCACGCGGUCGAAUAUCAUCGUCACCGUUCCGUCGAACAUUAUCGUCCUCGGCACUUGAUUCGCGCAAAGAAUCUGAAUCAGGAGAUGUAGAAUGCACAUCGUCAGCCGCUCAGUGA